AUGUGCUAUUUGUGGCUCAUAUUUUUUGUACAAGAGUUGGCUGAAAAGACAUCUCAUAUGGACCCAUCGGUGAGUUGUGAUCGUUGCAAGAAAGUUUUCACAAGAGGUGACUCCUUAAAAAGACACAUAAAAUCGAUGCACGAAACAGUUUCUUACACCUGUAAAAUCUGUUCAAAGUCUUUUAACACAACUUCCAAUUUGAAACGGCAUGAAAAUACCCAAUAUGGUAGCAAGACCAAAUUGACUUGUGAAAAAUGCRGGAAAACAUUUACAAAUAAGCAGAAUUUAUCUUAUCACGAUAAUAUAAAACAUACAGGGGUCAAACCAUAUAAAUGUGACACGUGCAAUGAAGAGUUUGGAUCACCAUGCUACCUGAAAAGACAUGUGAAUAAUGAGCAUURAUAA
Molecule: messenger RNA, 405 nt
Organism: Diuraphis noxia (Russian wheat aphid)
Lineage: Eukaryota; Metazoa; Arthropoda; Insecta; Hemiptera; Aphididae
Product: zinc finger protein Gfi-1b-like
Source: RefSeq, a predicted model, not a curated record